Molecule: messenger RNA, 1829 nt
Organism: Orbicella faveolata
Lineage: Eukaryota; Metazoa; Cnidaria; Anthozoa; Scleractinia; Merulinidae
Molecular function (GO): calcium ion binding
Source: RefSeq, a predicted model, not a curated record
GUAUUUUAGACAUUGAGGAAUGUGCGGCAGAAAUGGACAACUGUAACCUGGAUGCAAACUGCACCAACACCAAAGGAUCAUUCUACUGCACGUGCCAUACGGGAUACUCAGGAGAUGGAGUCACGUGUGAUGGUACUGUAACGUUUUACAUCGAUGAGUGUUUUCCUGACCUGAUAUCUUAUGAAUACCUUCAUCUUGCUCACAACUGUCACCUAAAUGCCAACUGUUCCAACACCAAAGGAUCAUUCUACUGCACGUGUCAUACGGGAUACUCUGGAGAUGGAGUCACAUGUGUUGAUGUCGAUGAGUGUUUCCCUAACCAGAUAUCUGAUGAAUAUCUUCAUUUUGCUCACAACUGUCAUGCUGAUGCCAACUGUUCCAACACUAAUGGAUCAUUCUACUGCACGUGUCAUACGGGAUACUCAGGAGAUGGAGUCGUGUGUUUGGACAUCAACGAUUGUAACCCAUCUGGAUUGUCAUCGGAGUAUCAACACUUGGCUCACAUUUGUCAUGAUGAUGCUAACUGUACAAACACAAAAGGAUCUUACCACUGCGCAUGCCUGGACGGAUACUCUGGCUUAGGAGAAUAUUGCACAGAUAUCGACGAGUGUACAUCUGGCACACACAACUGUCAUGUUGACGCCAACUGCACCAACACCAAAGGAUCAUUCUACUGCACGUGUCAUACGGGAUACUCUGGAGAUGGAGUGCUUUGCGAAGAUAUCAGCGAAUGUCAAACUGAAGCCCUCGCACCUCAUCACAGCAAUUAUGCUCAUAAUUGUCACGACGAUGCUAACUGUACCAACACCAAGGGAUCAUUUUACUGCACGUGUCACCAUGGUUACUCAGGAGAUGGUGUGAUUUGUGCCGACGUGAACGAAUGCUUUCCUGGUCAGAUAUCUGAUGAAUAUCUUCAUCUUGCUCACAACUGCCAUGUUGAUGCCAACUGUACCAACACUAAAGGAUCAUUCUACUGCACGUGUCUUAAUGGUUAUUCUGGUAAUGGAGUGGCUUGUGUAGAUAUCGAGGAAUGCGAAAAAGAAAUAGAUAAUUGUCACGUGGAUGCAAACUGUACCAACACCAGAGGAUCAUUCUCCUGCACGUGUCAUACGGGAUACUCUGGAGAUGGAGUCAUGUGUGAUGACAUUGAGGAGUGUUUUCCUGGUCAGAUAUCUGAUGAAUAUCUUCAACUUGCUCAUGAUUGCCAUGCUGAUGCCAACUGCACCAACACCAAAGGAUCAUUCUACUGCACGUGUCAUACGGGAUACUCUGGGGAUGGAAAUACGUGUGUUGAUGUGGAUGAAUGUUUUCCUGAUCGGAUAUCUGAUGAAUAUCUUCAUCUUGCUCACAACUGUCACGUGGAUGCCAACUGUACCAACACUGAAGGAUCAUUCCAUUGCACGUGUCAUACGGGAUACUCUGGAGAUGGUGUCGUGUGUCUAGACAUCAACGAAUGUGACCCAUCUGGAUUAUCAUCUGAGUAUCAACACUUGGCUCACAUUUGUCAUGAUGAUGCUAACUGUACAAACACAAAAGGAUCUUACCACUGCGCAUGCCUGAAGGGAUACUCUGGUUCAGGGGAACACUGUACAGAAGAUGGUAAUACAAUUCUUGAGAGUAUCUACAGGUACGGUCGUCAAAAUGAUUUUGAUAUUUUGUCUUCACUAGACAUCGAUGAAUGUGCUUCUGGAACCCAUAAUUGUCAUUCUGAUGCCAACUGUACCAACACCAAAGGGUCAUUCUACUGUACCUGUCAUACGGGAUACUCUGGAGACGGAGUCACUUGUAAUGGUAAGCUGUUCCCACCGUUUAAAGGAGUUUAUGUUUGA